AUGGGAUCAUCAGCUAAUAUCCCCGUUGUUGAGCUUCUUGCUCUGCUUAUUCUACUUCAAAGCUUUUUAUUCUGCUGCAGUGGAACUAAUUUCCAUGGAAGCUGUAUCAAUAUUGAAAGAGAAACUCUUCUCAGGUUCAAGUCAAGCCUGGCCAACAGUUCAAACACAUUGACUUCAUGGGUGGGAGAUAACUGCUGCAGAUGGGAAGGAGUUUCUUGCGACAACACAACCGGUCAUGUCGUUGAGCUCGACCUUUUUAUGCGCGGACUCGAGGGAAAGGUUUCCCUUCAUCUUGGCAACCUUUCAAACUUGCAGCAUCUUGAACUUGGUUCCAAUGGAUUGGCAAUCGACACCCUCUAUUUUCCAUCUUCUUUGAAAUACUUAGACUUGGAGGGCGUGCCCCUCAACAAGUGUGCCAAUUGGUUGCAGUCAAUAAACAUGCUUCCUUCUCUACUGGAAUUAUAUUUAUCUUUUUGUGAGCUUUCCAUCACAGGUCAUGUUUCCCAUGUCAAUCUUACAUCUCUUGAGGUUCUCAAUCUUAGAGGGAACAACUUCAAUUCCACAAUCCCCAGCUGGUUAUUUAAUAUUACCAACCUUCAGCACCUUGAUCUGAGUUACAGUGCUUUCCGAGGCUCUCUUUCAACUCAGAUUGGUAAUCUUAAUUCUCUUUCUUUCCUUGAUCUGUCUUAUAAUUCUCUGGAAGGUAAUAUACCCAAAACGUUGAACAAGCUUUGCAAUUUGAGUGAGCUACACUUGGAAACCAACAAGUUCAGCGGUGAGAUAUCUGGACCAUUUGGCAACUCUUCCAGUUGCAUCCACAACAGUUUGCAGCAUCUGUAUCUUUCCAAUAAUUCAUUUUCUGGCAGUCUUCCAAAUAACUUGGGAGAGUUUAAACGCCUGAAAGUUCUUCAACUUUCUCAUAACUUUUUCUGCGGCUCAAUUCCUGUAUCAAUUGGACAUCUUUGCAACCUACAAACACUAAAUUUCAGUCAGAAUUCAUUGCAUGGGGAAGUUACUGAACUUCACUUGUCAAAACUUGGAGCUUUGUCUGAGCUGGUUAUGAGUGGGAAUUCUUUAGUUUUUGAUAUUGAUGCCAAAUGGAUACCUCCUUUUCAACUUUACUGGAUUGACUUAUCUUCUUGCAAACUAGGGCCUCGGUUUCCACAGUGGCUCAAAACACAGAAGAGAAUUGUAUAUUUAGUGAUGUCCAAUGCAAGCAUCUCAGAUAGCAUCCCUGAUUGGUUUGAAAACAUUUCUUCCACUAUUGAAGGACUGGAUCUAUCUUAUAAUCAGCUCUUUGGAAGCUUGCCAAAUUUAAGAAAAGUAGACACACUUGGUGAUAGGUUCAUAUCAUUGAAAUUUAACAAGUUUGUUUCUUUAGCCAAUUUUCAUACUGAUGCAGGCAUAUUGGACCUCUCCAACAACUUGCUUCAUGGCCAGAUUCCCAGGAAUAUCAGCAAAAUGAUGCCAAGAUUGCAAUUUUUAUCACUCUCCAACAACUAUUUGAAUGGUACAAUUCCAGCUUCUUUAUGCAGGAUUAUAUCUUUUAAUAUUCUUAUUCUUUCUAGAAAUCGUCUGUCGGGAAGAAUACCUUCAUGUUUGGGAAAUUUGGGAGAUUUAACGGUGAUUGAUCUUUCAUAUAAUAUGCUGAGUGGCCAUGUUCCAAUGUCCUUGGGUUCUCAACACUUUCUUGCUUCCCUGCAUCUGCAAAACAAUAAUCUUCAAGGAAAGAUCCCAAUGUCAUUGAGGAAUCUAGUGUACUUGGAGGCUCUUGAUCUCAGCAUGAAUGCUUUUGAUGGUUUUAUUCCUUGGUGGAUAGGUGAAAGCCUAUCUGCAUUGAAAAUGCUCAGUCUUCACUCCAAUAAAUUUGAAGGUGAGAUUCCUUUGCAGCUUUGUCACCUUGCUUCUCUUCGCAUAUUGAACUUGGCAAACAACAUGAUGACUGGAACCGUUCCUACUUGUUUUGGCAAUUUUACUGCAAUUUCUACGCACGAAAACAACGGAAUUUGGGACUAUCACUCUUAUGCAUUGGAUGGGUCUUUCGAAGGAGAUGUCUAUGGUGAGAAUGUGCAGGUUUAUGUCAAAGGAAUAGAGCUUGAAUAUACUAGAACACUUCGAUUUCUCUAUUCCAUUGACCUUUCAGGAAACAACUUUGUUGGAGAAAUUCCCCAGGAGUUGAUGAAUCUUUCAGGUCUACAGAACCUGAAUCUAUCUACAAACAAAUUGGAUGGACAUAUCCCUUGGAACAUUGGCAAGUUAAGCUCACUAGAAUCACUUGACUUGUCUGAAAAUGAACUUUCUGGCUCUAUUCCAUUCAGCAUUUCUGAUUUGAACUUUUUAAGUCACUUGAAUUUGUCAUUCAAUCACUUAUCUGGACGAAUUCCAAAGGGAAACCAACUUCAGACUUUGGAUGACAAAUCCAUCUACAUCGGCAACGAUGGAUUUUGUGGACCUCCAUUGAAUAACUGUUCAGAUGAUGCAGAUGAAUUGCCUAAAGGUCAUGAAAAAGGUGGCACUACGAGGAAAGAUGACUCUGAAAUGGUUUGGUUCUACAGUGGUAUGGGAAUGGGAUUUGCGGCUGGAUUUGUUGGAGUUUGUAGCAUCUUGUACUUCAACGACUCAUGGAGGUGUGCUUGGUUUGGGUUAGUUGACAGAGUCUACAACAAGUUUUGGGUAACAAUUGCAAUUAAGGCAAAUCAAGUGAAGAGAAAGUUUCUCAGAAACAAAUUAGAAGGAAAUGCAUGAGAAGGUUCGGACCCGAGGAACCGAGGACCCCAGCAGUGAG
Molecule: messenger RNA, 2785 nt
Organism: Manihot esculenta (cassava)
Lineage: Eukaryota; Viridiplantae; Streptophyta; Magnoliopsida; Malpighiales; Euphorbiaceae
Product: receptor-like protein EIX2
Exons: 2
Coding region: 1-2745 (914 amino acids)
Molecular function (GO): protein binding
Source: RefSeq, a predicted model, not a curated record